GAGGUCAAAAAAGAAGAUGGAGGAGUUCAAUAAGGAGUGUGAGAGAAAAAUGGUCGACGCCGAGAGACGGACAGGCGAGUUCCAGCGGGAGUGCCAGCAGAAGAUGGCCGAGAAGGAGCGGGAGAUGGAGCGAAAGAUGGCGGAGUGCGAGGCGAAGAUGAAGCUCGAGAAAGAGACCAUGGAGGGAAAGAUCAAGGAAUUUAGCGCGGAGACCGCGACGCUGGCAGAAGAAAAGGCGGAGAUGACGAGGCAGACGGAGAAGUUCCGCAUCACGAUGGAGGAGAGCAUGGCCGCGGAGAAGGCGCAGGCCGCGAAGAAGAUGGCAGAUUUCCUCGUCGAGUCCGAGCGCAGGAUCGCGGAGAAGGAGGCCGAGUUUGUGGAGCAGAUGAAACACCUCGAGGCGGACUGCCAGCGCAAGAUGGACGAGGAGAAGCAGGAGCUCGCAGUGAAGACGGCGGAGUUCCGCGCCGAGACGGAAAAACUGGCCUCGGAGAAAGCCGAGAUGGUCAAGCAGAUGGAGAAGUUCCGCGUGGAGUGUGAUCAGACCAUGCUGAAGCAGCAGGAGGAGAUGGCCGCGAAGACGGCCGAGUUCCAGGCGGAGUGCGAGAAGAAGAUGCGGGAGAAAGAGGAGGAGAUGAAACACAAUGCAGACAUCGUGCGCUCCGAGUCCGAGCGCCUUCUGGCGCAGGAGAAGGCGGAGAUGACGCGGAAGACCAUGGAGUUCCGCGCGGACGUGGAGCGCCUCGCGGCGGAGAAGGCGGAGAUAACGAGGUCCAUGGAGGCCUUCCGCGCCGAGAGCGAGGCG
Messenger RNA from Prorocentrum cordatum, 805 nucleotides. Lineage: Eukaryota; Dinophyceae; Prorocentrales; Prorocentraceae. The record is from the annotation of a GenBank genome assembly.